Messenger RNA from Cuscuta campestris, 1196 nucleotides. The record is from the annotation of a GenBank genome assembly. Lineage: Eukaryota; Viridiplantae; Streptophyta; Magnoliopsida; Solanales; Convolvulaceae.
CUGUCUAUUACAUUCAAGGACACUUUUAGAUAAUCAACACCAAUAUAUAUUUGUCUUAAUUUUUUAUAAGUCAAAACCAGAAAAGUUUUGUGAAUUUCAUAAUGACCUCAUACCAAAUUGAGCCUAAGGAUGUCUUGGGAAAGAGGUUUGGACCAACUACCCGAACCCGCGACCAUUCCUCAUUCCGAUUCGGGCGGGACUCUACUCCACCAGUCUUCCAAAAAUCAGCCUUCCGCAGCACACUGGAACCGGCUUCCAUGGCUAUGGAAAUAGAUUCAGCGACGCCGCCUCAAAUCAAAGAAGACGACCUCUUCAAGGCCGCUGAAUCCGGCGAUUCCGAGCUUUUCAAAUCCCUCUCAGAAGACCAGCUUCGCAAAGCCCUCGCCCUCCGCAACGAAGAUGAUCGCUCUCUUCUGCACGUCGCCGUCUCUUACGGCCACGCCGAGGUUGUGAAUGUAUUGUCUGCUGCUGAAUCUUCAAUCAAUGGCAUAAACUGUGGAGAUGAAGAAGGUUGGGUGCCUCUGCACUCUGCUGCAAGUAGUGGGAAUGCAGAAAUUCUGGAGAUUUUGCUUAGCAGAGGAGCUGACGUGAAUUUAAAAAAUAAUGGCGGUCGCACUGCUCUACACUAUGCUGCAAGCAAAGGCCACUUGAAGAUAGCUGAAGUUCUGGUUAAACAUGGUGCAAAUAUCAAUGCAAAAGACAAGGUUGGGUGCACCCCAUUGCACCGUGCAGCGAGCACAGGGAACUCUACUUUGUGUGAAUUCUUAAUUGAAGAAGGAGCAGAGGUAGAUGAAGUGGAUAAAGAAGGCCAGACUCCUCUCAUGACUGCUGUCAUUUCCCACAUGAAAGAUGUAGCUUUGCUUCUUAUAAGACAUGGAGCAAACGUUGAUGCAGAGGACAAGGAAGGUUACACUGUGCUUGGCCGAGCUUCGGAUGACAUUCGCCCUGCACUAAUUGAUGUUGCUAAAGCCGUGCUUGAAGGAUGAACUCUAAGAAUCAGACAAAAAACUAUAAUCAGCGCCCAGUCAAGUAAGUAGUGCAAGAUCGAGUUUUAACUGGCAUUUAUUUGUUUGAUGAUGAAUCUUGCUUUUCUCUAAAAAAAACCUGAGCCUGUUUUUGGUUUGUAUCACUCCGUAUGAUGUUUCAGAAAUGUAAAAGAGCACCUCAAAUAUUAGAAAAAAAUGCAAUGUGUUCUU